Necator americanus (New World hookworm) is the source of this 762-nucleotide messenger RNA. RefSeq lists its product as uncharacterized. Gene Ontology annotation, cellular component: membrane. The transcript is spliced from 6 exons. Bases 1 to 762 code for a protein of 253 amino acids. NCBI's taxonomy places the organism in Eukaryota, Metazoa, Nematoda, Chromadorea, Rhabditida, Ancylostomatidae. The record is from RefSeq and is a predicted model, not a curated record.
AUGGAUUUCUUCCUAACGAUGGACUUUACUGCUCUUUUUCUGGAAAUCCUAGCCAUUGUUCUCAACGGCAUUGUACUACUGGGAUUUUUUCACACGAAGAGAGAUAGCGCUUCACUCCGACUCCUCAGCUACCUCACAUUGACGGAUUUUCUUCACGCUGUCACAAUGGUGUUUCACACCAUAUAUCUUAUUCAUAUGUGGAAUCCUUCUGAAAUUCGAAUGAAUCCUUACAUUGUUAUGCUGACCAGCACACCAUUAACCUUACAACUAAAGAUCAAUCUCACGUUGACCGUUGCCAUCGCACUAGACAGAACGUUGGCUCUCUGUGUACCAGUUCGGUACAGGAUGAUCUCACCAUCAUUAUUCGCCACUAGCGCCAUCUUUCUAGCAGUCUUGUGUGGUAUUUCAGAUAUAAUUGUCGAAUUUACGCUCUCUCCCAUCUCUCCAAAACCAAACUGUGCAGCUGUCGGUUGCUUUGUCAGCAUAGCUUUUCGUAACUACUGGGGAACAUCUAACAUGGUGUUAGGACUAGCUGUAAUUUUGCUAACAACAUUUCUACUAAUAAAAUUACGCCAAGUUGAAGCACGAUCGAGACAAUGGAGAGCUAUUCAGAAAUUCGAGGGCACAAAAUUCACACAGGGAAUCCAAUUUGGAAAAGUUAAACAGAAAUUGGAGGACGCAUCUAAUAUUACUAAGGUCGAAUCUAACAGUUCACGCAGCGGCAGACACGUCGCUCAUCCGACAGAGCACCUCGGCGUUUAA